AAAACCAAAACAACACGCUCAUUGUUUACAUCUUCGGAACCUACGUACAUACCGAACUACCUACAAACAACUACAAUUUAACACAUUUUAACACAUUUCUUUCAAUUUCUUUGUCUUGGUGUUGGAUGCGAGACAAGCUGACGGCAACAUUGGAGUGAAUUUGGUUAGAAGUCGGUGAUUCUGCACCACGAACGGAGUCAUGGAAGUUGAGCAUGUUCCUUUUCAACUCGCGAACCUCGUGCAGGAAAAUGGAGACUUUAGCGACGGCGACGAAGGGGACAGCAACAACAACCCAGGGGCCAUGACUAACGGCUCAGGUCUCGCUUCUGACACCGCUAUCGAGGGCAGAAUCACCAAAAAGGCCAAGCGGAGGCUGAAGAGAAGUCCAUCGAAGGAGUACCCGGUGGUCUCUUUAUCACUGCCUGACCCCAGCCUAACCGCUCUUGGGAACUCCAAAGAAAGACGAGACAGAAAAUCCCGCUCGGGAAAAGGCAGGGGCUUGCCAAAGAAGGGAGGAGCUGGAGGGAAAGGAACUUGGGGAAAGCUUGGCCAGGUGUAUGAUGAGAAUGAUGUUGAAUGCAUUGAUUCUCAUGACCCCAACUAUGACUCUGAGAACCAGGAUGAUUACACCGUGAAGACCGUCAUCCCCAUCCUCACCGACGAGGAAGUCAUUGAGAUGAUUGAGCCCAUCUUCCAGGAGUACUUUGAGCAUGGCGAUACCACUGAAGUGGCUUGUUGCCUGGAAGAGUUGAACCUUGCUGACAAGGUGUGUCUUAAGGUGCCCGCCUUGGCCGUCACCCUGGCCUUGGAGAAGAAGGCCACCCAGAGGGAACUGACCUCUCGUCUCCUCUCGGACCUCUGCGCCAAGGGGGUCAUCACGGACAACACCCUCAUGGCCGCCUUCAAGAAGCUCCUGGAUGACCUGCCCGACCUGACCCUUGACACUCCUGAUGCUCCAUCGGUCCUGGGGCAUUUCAUGGCUCGUGCCGUCGCUGAUGAUUGCCUUCCGACUGCCUUUGUCCAACAGUUAAAGGGCAGCAUGCAGUGUGAGCAUGGCAGGAUGGCGUUGGAUCGAGCCAGCAACCUGCUGAGUGUGAAUCAUGGCAUCCAUCGCAUGGACAACAUCUGGGGAGUAGGCGGGGGCAUCAGACCCGUCAAGAUGCUCAUUAAGAAGAUGGUCUUGCUCCUGAAGGAGUACCUCUCCAGUGGAGAGAUCCCAGAGGCUGUCCGAUGUCUCCAGGAGCUGGAGGUUCCUCACUUCCACCAUGAGCUCGUCUAUGAGGCUUGUGUAAUGGCUUUGGAGGUCGGAGGAGAGAGGACAACAGAAAUGAUGGUAGCCCUGCUCAAAGAAAUGUAUUCAACCACCAUCAUUACCUACGAUCAACUUGUGUCUGGUUUUGAGCGUGUGUUUGACGCAUUGCCGGACUUGGUUCUGGACGUACCCUUUGCGUUCCAGAUCAUGGAUUACUUUGGAGACCUGUGUGUCAAGGAGAAGCUCAUGUCACCGCAGAUGAGAGACAAGGUCCCAAGCAGGGGCCGCAAGCGUUUCGUUUCAGAGGGCGACGGCGGACGCGUCAAGGACGAGAGCAAGUGAGACGAAGGGGAGGAUGAUGACGACGACGAGUCGUGAAAUGUGUGGCCACCGACUAGUAAAUAAGUAUUAUAAUAACGCAUGGUCUAGAACGAAAGUAACCAAGUAAGCCAAGUUCAAAACUACAUUUAACGUUGAAGGUGCCACUCAGGAAAAUCUCUUGUACAUAGUUGUGCAAAAAAAUAACUUGUAAAAACAGAAGAAAAGAAAAAAAAGAGUAUAACUAUAGUUUGUUUAACAAAAAAAAAGGAUCUUGGAUCAUUUUGCAGAAGAGUCAGUUUAAGAACUGGUCGUAUGUAAGUAAAAAAAGAGAGGAUUAUUUUUCAAUGCAGUCUCGCUGUGCUUAUUAUACACUUUAUAUGACAGAUCAGUCAAGUUUUAACACUUUUACAUCUUUUGCUGGUUCAUUGAAAGACAGGGCCAGUAUAAUGCUUCUUCCUAAGAUUGUUGUAGUGUUCAGCAUAAUUCAACUAAUAUGUUUGCUUUGAUCUUUUUGAUGGUCUUUUAGAUACUCGCCCCCGUACUUUCUUUUAACACUUCUUCCUUCCAGAGAUUUAGGUUCAAGGGGUGUAGUCAUAGUCAAAGAAAUUUGAAUUGUCUACAAGUUUUCAAAGUGUAAUUAUUAUAUUUCAUUCCAAAGAUAUUUUGUGUUGUAAUGGCAAUGCAUUUAAAGUAUUAGCCUAUCUUUUUAUUUUUUUCUCUCUUUUCUCCGAACAACACGAGGUUGUUCUGAAUCGCUAUUCUUUGAUUUGCUAUUUUUAAUUUUGUGAAGCAAUGCAAAACUAGCUGAAAUGAAAUUGUUAGUAUGGAAAUGACUUUGUGAGGUGUAAAUUUGAAAAGGAAGAAAGACAGGUCUUAUGGACAAAGCAAAUGGCACAUUAUCAAUUUACUAAUAAAUUCAUUAAUCACAUAAUCGCUCUUCUAAUACUACUGUCUAUUUACAGGCAAUACAUGUACUAAAUUUUCAGAUGCAACUGUUAAAAGCAGCCUUCUUUUUGUGAACAUUUUUGUCUUCUUAGCGGACAGGGAGAGCUAUAAAAGAGGCGCUGAUUUUUCCAUGACCCGUUGUUAAUGUUUAACUGUUUUUGUAUGGAGCUCUUUUAUCUGGAGUCGUACUAGAUGUCUUUAACAUCAUACCAUACUCUUUUUUUGUUGUUGUCUCUCUCCACCGUGAGGGGAUGUAAUAAAAAGAUGUUGCCUGUACUGUCUUUCAAAA
Molecule: messenger RNA, 2807 nt
Organism: Strongylocentrotus purpuratus (purple sea urchin)
Lineage: Eukaryota; Metazoa; Echinodermata; Echinoidea; Camarodonta; Strongylocentrotidae
Gene: pdcd4
Product: programmed cell death protein 4
Exons: 10
Coding region: 200-1594 (464 amino acids)
Biological process (GO): negative regulation of DNA-templated transcription
Cellular component (GO): cytosol; nucleus
Source: RefSeq, a predicted model, not a curated record